UUGUAAAUUCUAAAAAACUUUGUAGUUUCUGUUUGAAAUGUCUCGAGAGUCUGGUAGAAUUAGAGAUGUGGAAAAGAAGAGGGUUUUGGACGAUGUCAGUAGACAGCGGAGGGCUAGAAAGGCUUUAGAAGCUUUGGAGCAGGAUAAUUUUCAUGAUGACCCGCAUGCGGAUUUGGUUAUGUCUAAGAAAGUACCAAAGUUUCAGGAUAAUUUGGAUAAUAAAACCAGGAAGAAGAAGUCUAAGAGUGCAGAAUAUUAUAAAACAAGAUUUCGUAAGUCUCUAGCCCAAAUGAUAGAAGAUGACAAAUUGACAAACGAAAUUAACUAUUCUACUGCUGUAGCAAAGCCUUCAGAAAAACCGGACAGACAUUUCUGUGCGGUUUGUGGAUUUCCAAGUAACUACACUUGCACAACUUGUGGCAGUCGUUAUUGCUGUGUGAAAUGUCUUAAUACGCAUCAAGAUACCAGAUGUCUCAAAUGGACUGCUUAGUAAUUAUGUCGAUAUGUUU
Molecule: messenger RNA, 509 nt
Organism: Ctenocephalides felis (cat flea)
Lineage: Eukaryota; Metazoa; Arthropoda; Insecta; Siphonaptera; Pulicidae
Product: zinc finger HIT domain-containing protein 1-like
Exons: 2
Coding region: 38-490 (150 amino acids)
Biological process (GO): chromatin remodeling
Cellular component (GO): Swr1 complex
Molecular function (GO): nucleosome binding
Source: RefSeq, a predicted model, not a curated record